AUGGGGAGAGACAGAUGGGGAAGGAACAGGGGGGAGGACAGAGGGGGAGAGAUGGAGGGGGAAAGACAGAGGGGGAGAGACAGAGGGGGGAGGACCGAGGGGGAGAGACAGAAGGGGAAGGACAGAGGGGGAGGACAGAGGGGGAGAGAUGGAGGGGGAAAGACAGAGGGGGAGAGACAGAGGGGGGAGGACCGAGGGGGAGAGACAGAAGGGGAAGGAGAGAGGGGGAGGUACAGAGGGGGAGGGGCACCAGCUCUAUUUACCCCCCAAUCUAUUCUCCCCUGCCUCACCUGCUUCCCCACUCCCUCCUCCCUGCUUCCUCCCUCCCUCCGCCCUGCUUCCCCCCUCCCUCCUCCCUGCUUCCCCCCUCCCUCCUCCCUGCUUCCUCCCUCCCUCCUCCCUGCUUCCCCCCUCCCUCCUCCCUGUUUCCCCCCUCCCUCUGCCCUGCUUCCCCCCUCCCUCUGCCCUGCUUCCCCCCUCCUUCUGCCAUGCAUUCCCCCUCCCUCUGCCCUGCUUCCCCCCACCCUCCGCCAUGUUUACCCCCAUCCACAGAUAGGGGAUGGGACAGAGGAGGAGAGACAGGGGGGGAGGGACAGAUGGGGGGAGGGACAGAGGGGGGAAUGGACAGAAGGGGAGGGACAGAGGGGGAGGGACAGAGGGGGGGAGGGAUCGAUGGGGGGAGUGCCAGAGGUGGGGGAAAACAGAGGGGGAGGGAAAGGAGGGGGAAAGGACAGAGGGGAAGGGACAGAGGAGGGGGACAGAGGGGGGAGGGACGGAGGGGGGGAGGGUAUCCUUCCUGCCUUUUCCCAUUUGCCCUCUCCCGAAGAAAACCUAGUCUCCCAUCACGAGGUGUGUGCCCACUCCAAUCCCCUCCGUUUCCCAUCGUUGCACUCUGUUCCCCUUCUUCCUUUCCUGGUUUUCCCCCCUGCAUGCCUCGCUUGCCUCACCUUCUGCUUGCCUCACCUUCUGUUUCCUGCCUUCCCACCUUGUCUUCCCAUCUCUCGUCCCUUUGUCAAGCAGGACUGGUAG
Closterium sp. NIES-65 is the source of this 1029-nucleotide messenger RNA. The record is from the annotation of a GenBank genome assembly. Lineage: Eukaryota; Viridiplantae; Streptophyta; Zygnematophyceae; Desmidiales; Closteriaceae.